This is a messenger RNA of Morchella importuna, 486 nucleotides long. RefSeq lists its product as uncharacterized. The coding region runs from base 1 to 486 and encodes 161 amino acids. Lineage: Eukaryota; Fungi; Ascomycota; Pezizomycetes; Pezizales; Morchellaceae. The transcript is spliced from 3 exons. The record is from RefSeq and is a predicted model, not a curated record.
AUGGCUGAUCCUGUCUCAAAGAAACGCAAAACCUCCUCCUCCACCAGCACCACCAACAGCAGCAACACCAAUAUACGACCCUACACCCUCACCAUCGCCCUCCCCAGCACCCUCCUCACCACCGCCCCCAACCCCCUCCUCAAAGCCCACCUCGCCGGCCACCUCGCGCGCAUCAAACAAGACCAACUCCCCCACAUCCUAACCUACCUCACCACCGCCCCCUACCUGCGAAAACACCUCUUCCCAAAACACCCACACCUCCGCCACGUCGGCCACCUCCCGCACCUCUCCCUCCCCACACACCCGCGCCCCGGACCACCAGCACCCGGCUCUGUCCGCAGCGCACUCGUCGUUGAGUCUCUCCCCGGGGGUAAACUGGCGCUCGAUGCCGGCCUCGAGCAGCAGGUCGUUGUGAAGAGCGCCGUGGGGGCGGGGUGGGCACGACGGUGCUCCUGCGCAUGGGCGCCGACGGUAAGGCAGCGAUAG